Messenger RNA from Cladophialophora immunda, 1965 nucleotides. RefSeq lists its product as uncharacterized. NCBI's taxonomy places the organism in Eukaryota, Fungi, Ascomycota, Eurotiomycetes, Chaetothyriales, Herpotrichiellaceae. The coding region runs from base 50 to 1786 and encodes 578 amino acids. The transcript has 3 exons. Gene Ontology annotation, molecular function: oxidoreductase activity, acting on CH-OH group of donors; flavin adenine dinucleotide binding. The record is from RefSeq and is a predicted model, not a curated record.
AGAAAAUAUAUUCGAUAACCGGACUUAGUUUUCGGAUUCCUGCCCAAUCAUGGUCUCGGACGGAGCACAUUUCGACUUCAUUGUUGUGGGAGGGGGUACGGCGGGCAACACCGUUGCCGGUCGCCUUGCAGAAAAUGCCAACGUCACUAUCCUAGUCGUCGAGGCAGGCGUUGCUAAUUCUCACGAGAUUGACGAGAUCACUACUCCAGCACUGGCACAGGAUUUGAGGAGCAGCCAGUAUGACUGGGCUUACAAGACUACCAUGGUGAAACGUGACGAUUAUGAGCGGAUCGAGAAGCCCAACACCCGUGGCAAGGCUCUCGGUGGUAGCUCCGCUCUCAACUAUUUCACCUGGGUUCCAGGUUGCAAGCCCACCUUUGAUCGCUGGGGGGAAUACGGCGGUAAGGAAUGGACAUGGGACCAUCUUGUCCCUUACCUUCGCAAGAGUGCUACGUAUCACGACGACCCAAAGCUCUACCUACCAGAGCUCAAAAAGAUUGGCGGAGGAGGCCCCAUUCCCAUCUCUCACGCUGAGCUAGUCGAAGAGAUGGCACCCUUCCGCGACGCUGUUAUCAAGGCAUGGAAGUCGCGUGGCGAGCCCGUUAAUGAGAACAUCUACGAUGGCGAACUCUAUGGCCUCACUCAUUGCUGUGACACCAUCUACAAAGGAGUCCGUUCGGGCAGCUACCUAUUCCUGCGCAACAAGCCCAACGUCACCAUCUUACCGCUGGUCCACUCGAAACGCCUUAUCAUCGACGACGCGGAUAAGACCUGCAAGGGAGUCACAGUCAUCGAUCCUACCGGCAGAGAACUUAAUCUCUAUGCGAACAGAGAGGUCAUCCUGUCCCAGGGUGUCUUUGAGAGUCCUAAGCUCCUUAUGCUUAGCGGUAUCGGUCCUGCCCGUGAACUUGAAAAGCACGGCAUCCCGGUCAUUGUCGAUUCUCUCCACGUUGGCCAAAAUCUCAUCGACCAUCCCGGUGUCCCCUUUGUGCUCCAAGUCAAGGACGGCUAUGGUUUGGAAGACCACCUCGUCCGCAAAGGUCCCAAACAAGAGGCGGCUAUUUCCUCGUACAAGAAGGAUCACUCUGGUCCUAUGGGAUCCGGCCUCCUCGAGCUGGUCGGAUUUCCUCGUAUCGACAAGUACCUGGAGAAAGACCCGCAGUACCAAAAGGCCAAGGCCGCCAAUGGCGGUCGUGACCCAUUCUCGCCUGAAGGACAACCGCAUUUCGAAUUGGAUUUCGUGUGUAUGUUCGGCCCGGCCUUCCAGUGGCAUUUCCCCACCCCAAAACACGGCAACUAUAUCACUAUCGUCGUCGACCUGGUUCGCCCCAUCUCGGACCCGGGGGAAGUGACGCUUAACUCUGCCGACCCUCUUGUCCAACCGAACAUCAACUUGAAUUUCUUUGCCGACGACUUGGACAUUAUCGCCAUGCGCGAAGGUAUCCGCUUCACAUACGAUGUGCUCACCAAAGGCGAUGGAUUCAAGGACAUCGUCGUGAAGGAAUACCCAUGGGAAAUGCCCCUGGAUGAUGAGAAGGAAAUGCACCGCGCCGUGCUCGACCGCUGCCAGACCGCCUUCCACCCGUGCGGCACCAACCGACUGUCCAAGAACAUUGGACAGGGAGUGGUUGAUCCACAGCUCAGGGUGCAUGGGAUCAAGCGACUGCGUGUGGCGGACGCGAGUGUCAUACCUGUGAUUCCGGACUGCCGAAUCCAGAACUCGGUGUACGCCGUAGGGGAGAAAGCGGCCGAUUUGAUCAAGGCGGACCACCACGAUCUCUUCUAAGCCCCGUGCGCAGGGGCUGAAGGCGAGCCCAAGAAGAGAAAACUGAACCCAGGAGAAUGUGUAUCCAGCUAAUUGAUGGUGUGCUUCAAACCCCCAGACUGCAAAAGGAGAACAACACAGAAAAAAAUGAUAGGAACUACGCUCUUUUGCAAAUGUCGUCUAUAUUUGUAGGUAACAAU